Pieris brassicae (large cabbage white) is the source of this 2041-nucleotide messenger RNA. It is a transcript of the gene puml, whose product is annotated as (Lyso)-N-acylphosphatidylethanolamine lipase. Lineage: Eukaryota; Metazoa; Arthropoda; Insecta; Lepidoptera; Pieridae. The record is from RefSeq and is a predicted model, not a curated record. Bases 178 to 1398 code for a protein of 406 amino acids. Gene Ontology annotation, cellular component: lipid droplet. The transcript is spliced from 8 exons.
ACAUUUUUAAAUUGCUUGCUCUGGCCUGUGAUUAAUACAUAAUUGGAAAUUAUUAACCAAAGUUCAAGUGGAUAAAUCUUGUUUGUUAAAAUUAGGUGUUUAUUACAUACCAAUUAAUUUCCGUGAUUGUUUAAAGAUAAAGUUUCUCACUGGAAUGGUUUUUUAAAUUAAAAACAAAUGGGUAGUGAAUUAAAUCUUUCAACUACGGAAGCCAGUUUUUUAAGCAGAGCAUGGAUUGGAAAUAUUUUUUCCAUAAUUUGGAAUUGGACAGGGGUAUGGUUCAGCUGGACGAGGCAAUCUGACACAAUGCUUAGGAAUAUUGAGAAGACUAUACUAUCAUGUGUCAAAACAGCAUAUAAGCGUUUCUAUGUGGACAUAGGGUCGGUUGUGGGGCAAUGUGACAAGAUAUGGACGAUAUCAUUGAACGAUGAAGCGGCACAGACGCCGCUUGUAAUGCUUCACGGAAUGGGGGCAGGUGUGGCUUUGUGGUGCCCCAACUUAGACGCUCUGGCUGCCACGAGACCAGUCUACGCUAUCGACUUAUUGGGCUUUGGCCGCAGUUCGCGACCGAAGUUCGCAUCAGACGCUGAAAAAGUUGAAGCUCAAUGGGUCGAGUCGGUGGAAGAAUGGAGACGAGAAGUCAAGAUAAAUCACUUCAUCCUACUAGGACAUAGCUUGGGAGGAUACAUUGCUACGGCAUACGCUCUCAAAUAUCCUGAUCGAGUACGUCACCUUAUCUUAGCCGAUCCGUGGGGAUUUCCCGAGAAACCGUCUAAUGUGUACGAGAAGUACCAAGUGCCGUUUUGGGUUCGGACGGUCGCGAAAGUCUUGCAACCUCUCAACCCUCUUUGGGCGGUCAGAGCCGCGGGACCGGCUGGCAAAUGGCUGGUUUCAAAGACCCGGCCGGACAUUUCGAGGAAAUUUAUGAAUUAUGUAGCCGAUGCACAGACAGUUAUACCGGAAUAUUUGUAUCAAUGCAAUUCGCAGACCCCGAGCGGCGAGAGCGCCUUCCACACACUGAUGCACGGUUUCGGAUGGGCAAAGAACCCGAUGGUACGCCGCGUCGACAGACUGCAUCCCGCCCUACCCGUUACGGUGCUGUAUGGGUCUCGCUCCUGGGUGGAUAAUACUACGGGCCAACAGCUGGCACAGCAUCGCCCGGAUUCCGAUACUACCGUCCAGGUGAUCAACGGUGCGGGCCAUCACGUAUAUCUCGAUAAACCAGAUCUAUUCAAUAAAUACGUUAACGAAGCGUGCGCACGCGCAGAUGCGGACACGACGUUCGCGACACGAAUCGAAAAAACGGAGUCAGCUAGCGAGAAACGGAGUUCGGUUGACAGACAACCAGAUUUAGAACCGAAACAAUGCGAUAACACGAACCCGGUGUCUACAUCCUGAUAGAUUAUGAAAUUAGCGAAUUUACUGCAUUGCCUUAUAGGUUAUAGCGAACGAAAAUCAGUAUUUAUGCGCGCACAUUAAUGCCCAAUAAUGCAGUUUUAAUUUUGUACUGACGUCUACACGGACAAAUAUUGAAUGUUUAGUCUGAAGCUGUGAUAAUUCUGAUGUUCAAAUCUAAAAUAUUAUCUUGUAGGUGAACUGAAACUUGAAUGUAUUUUACACUAUUUUUCCACUGUCCAUCAGAAUUAGCAUCCGUCUCUCCAAUUAUGUUAUAUUGUUUGAAAAACUUAAAAAGUGUACACAUUAUAUUUAUGGGAAUAGGGGUAUAAAAAUUGUAAAAUAAAUUAAGGCAUGUGAGCUUACAAAAUCACAAAUACGUACGCUUAAAAGUAGGAUUUAAGAGGUCCUACUUUGUUAAACGAUAACAUUGAAUUAGGCCUUAUAUACAAUUACCAAAUAAUGCAUUAUAACAUAUUGCAGUCCUUAAUUUUUCAACAUUGAUCAAUAAUAGAAGGUAAUCUUUAAAAUAGCGAUAUUUGUUGGCGAUAGUUAACGUCUUAAUAAUUUAUGUAAUGUUUCUUAAUCAUGUUCGGUUAAUUUAUGCCACACUGUUACAAAUCUAAAAAUAAAAAUGUUUUAUAAA